Phialemonium atrogriseum is the source of this 804-nucleotide messenger RNA. RefSeq lists its product as uncharacterized. Bases 87 to 494 code for a protein of 135 amino acids. Lineage: Eukaryota; Fungi; Ascomycota; Sordariomycetes; Cephalothecales; Cephalothecaceae. The record is from RefSeq and is a predicted model, not a curated record. The transcript is spliced from 3 exons.
UUGCAAGCUCUAUCAGCACCAAAUCAAGGCAACCCUGCCCUUCAAGACUUCCAUCCUUGAGAGCCAGAGUUUUCGCAUCUCAAAACAUGGCCAACACCGCCGAAAGGGACGUUGGCGCUGUCGUCGAUCUAACCGCACCUGGAGACGGAGGAAAUAAGUGGACCGCUCGACAAGUCGACGUGGGCCGCAAACCACCCACUGGCGACCCCAAAGACAGCGUCAAGGUUGACUGGUCCUUCGGGCCUGUUAAGAUCCUCGGGAACGUCAAUACGAAUACUUACGAGCUUGGUGUCAGUGCCAUCCUCCUCGGCAUUAAUGUUGGCGAUAUCCACGGCGACUUGAAAGACGGCGUCAGACUCGACAUCAACCUCUUUGCUGCGGAGGGGGACAUUAGGUUCUAUCUCAAGAACGGGAACGAGCUCUGGAUUCGCCUGGACAUCAAGAUACUUUUUGACGGCAUCUUCAGCGGGGAUUACAGGAUACUUCGCCUCUGAGUCCAUCGGCUCGCUGAUGGUCGAAGUCGCCGCCAGCUUAGGCUCUUUUGAUCUCUCUUGAUCUUAGUCGUUCAUUAAUGGCUUCUACCGGGUUGCCUAUAUAUUACGACAGCAGCUUUAUCUACAUGAAUUGAUGGCAUAACGCCCCAGGUUUCCUCCUCUCCUUCAAAUUCAAAAAGUUCAACCUGGCAUUUAUGAAGUAGAUGCUAAAGUAAUAUCGAUUAACUACGCAAGUUCCUACAUUCAGUAGAAGGGCCAAACCAAUAUAUAUGACUUCAUGCAUUGAAUCCUGUGACACAGUGUUUGAAUG